Pyricularia oryzae 70-15 is the source of this 3749-nucleotide messenger RNA. RefSeq names its product 6-phosphofructo-2-kinase 1. Bases 1031 to 3205 code for a protein of 724 amino acids. Lineage: Eukaryota; Fungi; Ascomycota; Sordariomycetes; Magnaporthales; Pyriculariaceae. The transcript has 4 exons. Gene Ontology annotation, cellular component: cytosol. Gene Ontology annotation, molecular function: ATP binding; 6-phosphofructo-2-kinase activity. The record is from RefSeq and is a predicted model, not a curated record. Gene Ontology annotation, biological process: fructose metabolic process; fructose 2,6-bisphosphate metabolic process.
AAUUGUGUCCCGCUCUCAUUCAAAAGUUCAUACGCUCACUUGUGCUGACCCUGACUUUUUCUUGCGUCUUUGCUUCUUCAUCUUGCCAUUAAUUAAUUCUACUCACUGCUUACUGCUCACUGCUCACAUUGUGGGCUGACUGUCAAAAGAGAGUUUGCCCAGCUCGGGCGGCUCAAGACUGGCUCAAUACAUUUCAAUCAAGGUUUGACUGCUGCAAACCUUCGAAAUUACCAAACAUAAAGACUCACAACCGCCAAAGAUUGCUCUUCUUGGAUGAGCCCCCGCCGCCCGCUUUUUGGGGGUCAGAAAACGGUCUCCAUCGACCGACAUUAUCAUCGCGGGCGCCAUAAACAUCCAGGGAACAGCCGGUUUUCGGACCUCGAUGAAUAUCCACCGACCGUCAGUGUUUUGUCAGAAAUCGCCAGAAACGAACGCCAAGAGCUCCAACUCCUUGCUGCACACUGUGUGCAUUCUGACCUCCGACCCUGCACGACACCCUGCGUGGCACACGACGCUUAAAAUUCCGGGAUUCUGCGCACACCUUCAUGCCCCACUCGGCCAGAAUUCGUACCUCUGGUUGGCGUAAAUUUCUGGGGUUACUCUCACACAAGUCAAGCAGCCCUGGGCAUCACUCCCCCAUCAGUUUUCUUGUUACCAAUCGACGACUUGGCUCAUCGACCAUUUUUCUUUUCGCCUUGUCCUUCAAUGCCGUCAGCUACAACUGUCCUUCUGAUCAAAGGUUAAUAACAUCUUUUACUUUAUUUUUACAUCUCAUUCUUUUGUGUACCUCCUUAUUCUCAUUUCAUUGUUGUAUCCGACUUUUGAAUUGGCUGAUUGGUCUGGCCUGGUCUUUAAUCUCAACUCCGUCCCCAACCCCUCGGCAAGUCAUACCAGAAGGCGAAGACCUUAAAAAAAAAAAAAGAACACACACACACCAAACCCAAACAAGACCCUGACCUUUCCUUGACAGACGGAUCACGCCAACCAGCUCUCCCACACCAUUACCUUUAGAACAGCUGUAUAUUUCUGUAUGCAUAACGAACAAGCUGACACCUUUUUCUCGAGCGAUCAAGACGGGCGCAAACAGGCGCAACAGUCGUCGUUGGCUAAGCUUGCAAUGAGCAAGAAAAUCACGGCCACGCCCAAUGUGAUUCCUCCAACUCCUCCUGUAACAGCAGCGCCUGCCGUCGCACCGCCACCACCAACCUCUGUCGCGCUUUCCGAGACCAAUGGCGAGGCCUUGAAACCUCCAUCACCGAACUCGACUUCUCCCCGCCCUGCGCAGAAGCCAGACAACUCGCACCUGCCACCUCCGGCCAUCGCCCAUGCGCUCAAAUCGAUAAACGCCUUUGACCAUGCCGCACUGCGCGACAAACCAUUGCCCCAAUAUGACAGCCCUUAUACCAGAAGUAUCUCUUCAACAGCACCAGGCUCCCCGAGAAUUCCUCCUGUCAGACAAAACUCGGGCAGCCACACACCUAGAGUUCGACCCCAUGCCACGACUCUCAACAUCCCCGGACUGACCAAGUCCAAGGUCUCUCCGGACGGAAGAAUCCCAGAUCGAGACGUCGCCUCGAAACUGUUGAUUGUCAUGGUGGGCCUUCCGGCUCGUGGGAAGUCUUACAUCACAAAGAAAAUCCAGCGCUACUUGAACUGGCAGCAGCACAACACAAGAAUCUUCAAUGUUGGCAGCAGGAGGCGAGUCGCCGCUGGGUUCUCUCCUCGCGCUGAGCGACCCGUGUCACCCAAAUCUGCGUCCGGCGAAAGGCUGCGCGCCGCUUCCAUUUUGCUUAACGGCAUUGAGCAAAAUGGCGACACCGUUGAAGAAACCAACGGGCACACAAGUGAAUCAUCUCAGGAUCGAGAGCCUCCGUCAUUUGAUCUGAACACCUGGAAAGGUCGCCCGAAGUCGAUCGCCGGCGUUGACGGCCCUGAGGCCUAUAUGGACCAAUCCGCCAACUUCUUCGAUCCAAAGAACACAACCGCCCGGGCACUGCGAGAGCAGGUUGCCAUGGACACAUUGGACGAGGCCCUGGACUACUUGCUGUUCCAGAACGGCUCGGUCGGUAUACUUGAUGCAACAAAUAGCACCAUCCAUCGCCGCGAGCUUAUUGUCAAGCGAGUCAAAGAGAGAGAGCCCAAACUUGGCAUUCUCUUCAUCGAAAGUAUCUGCCAUGACCAGACUCUGCUCGAGGCCAACAUGAGACUCAAACUUUCCGGCCCAGACUAUCACGACAAAGAUCCGAUCAAGUCACUACAGGACUUCAAGGAACGGGUCAGACAGUACGAAAGUGCUUAUACGCCCUUGGGAGAAUGGGAAGAGAAGAAUGAUUUACAAUACAUACAGAUGAUUGAUGUUGGAAGGAAAGUCGUUCAUCAUAGAUUACGAGGCUUUCUCAGUGGUGGUAUUGCCAACUACCUCUUGACAUUUAACCUUGCGCCACGUCAAAUAUGGAUCACCCGUCAUGGGCACAGUGAGGAUAACCAGCUCAAAAAGCUUGGCGGUGAUUCUUCACUUACGGAACGCGGUCAUUUCUACGCAAUGGCACUGCACGGCUUUAUCACCCAAAAGCGCCAGGAGUGGCUUGUGCAGCAGAAGGACAAGAUUGCUCAGGCCUCAUUUCCUCCGCAGCCUGGUGAUCAUACUCCACCCUAUCCAGAACUUUUCCAAGAGCUCGAUGACAAAAACUGCUGCGUGUGGACGUCGAUGCUAAAGAGAAGCGUUCAAACUGCCGAGUAUUUUGAGGAGGAUGAGGACUACGACGUGAAAAAUUGGGAGCUUCUGAACGAGAUGAAUACCGGCACGUUCGAGGGCAUGACGUACGAAGAGAUUGCAGCCAAAUACCCCGAGGAAUACGAGAAGCGCCAGCGAGACAAACUUCACUACGUCUAUCCCGGCGUGGGCGGCGAGGGUUAUCUACGGAUCAUAGGCCGGCUGCGCGACAUGGUCCGGGAAAUUGAACGCAUCACAGAACAUGUUUUGAUCAUUAGCCACCGCUCCGUUUGCCGUGUGCUGAUGGCAUACUUUAUGGACCUGACACGCGAUGACAUCGCGGAUUUGGACAUGCCGCUGGGCAUGCUAUACGCAAUCGAGCCGAAGCCUUACGGGAUUGAGUUUCACGCGUACAAGUACGAUGAGUCCAACGGGACGUUUAGUGAGAUUCAUGACUACAAGCCGCAGAGGACAACAGACCGCAAUAACUAAACAUUUUGGCAGCGGAACGUAGCGACAUGACUACCGUUUGCUCGAAAUUGUUCCCGGGGCCUGAUUUCUUUCGCUGUUGUUGUUGGGGGGCUGGUGGGUGGAAUUUGAUUACUUUUUUGGGGUUUGUCGGUCUCUUUGAUACUACUUUCCCCCAUCCUUAUCUAUUCAUAAUCCUGUGUUAUUAUCUUGAUUUCUCUUUUUUCUCUCUCUCGCUUUCCUACUUUUUUGUUUGGGCCAGGCGUCAUGGGAAUGGAAAACACGGCGGGAAAGGGUGGACUCACCGGAUUAUUGGUUUGAAUGUGUUGUCGUUACUCUGCAUCUGAGCUCAUAGAUGGUUGCGAAUCGCUUGUGAUCAUAGAUACCCGCGUCUCCUUAAAGACAGGCAUACAAACGGGGCUGGCGUAGAUUGUCUACGUAUGAGCUUUCCUCGAAUCAUCAGGACCACUGUUCUGUGCUAUUUUAUACACGAACACGCGAUUAGCGUGCCUCGCUGGUUAAAACUCGCCACUCGAAAGUUUAGACAUGAUGUUAUUUUUGCUGCUGC